UCCCCUGUUUUAACAUUCCGGGCAGACCCUGCUUCCACAGUGCUCACCAAGCGUUCGACGAAUUGCGUCACUGAAGACCGCGCAAGGAUGAAGUACGUGAGACCCUUGAACUUGUUCAUGGACUUACACAAAGCCAAACCUCGCGGCCGCAUCCUCGGUCUAGACGUUGGCGACAAGUACGUCGGCCUCGCCAUCUCCGACCCCAGUAACAAAAUCGCCCACCCCGUAAGUGUUCUGCUCCGUAAGAAAUCAACCCUGGAUUUGAUGGCUGAAGAUUUCAACAGCCUGGUAUCCAUGUUUUCCGUGGCGGCAUUCGUUGUCGGAUACCCUUUUACUGAAAGCCGGCGCGGCUGUCCUGAGGCUGUCCAGGUGAAGCUUCUGGUUGAGGAUCUCUGUAAGACGAGGAGGCUCCAAGGCGUCAAGUACACGUAUUGGAACGAGUGUUUUACUUCAAAGAAUGGUGAAUACCUGCUGAAGGAUUUGAGAAGUUUUCAUCCGGUUGAGCAGAAGACAAUAGUUGACAAGUUUGCUGCUGUUGGGAUACUCCAGGGGUACCUGGAUUAUGUCAACAGGAAGCUGAAGUCAGAUCAGAAAAAUCCAUCACCGUUGCUGAUAUCCUCUAAGGAAACUGAAGUCACGGAUCAGACGACAGUUUGAGCACAUAACUCGACUCCGAUGUAUCACUUCAUAAAUUGUAGUGUAGGGCGCUUUCUCCCAAAAUCUCAGAAGACUUGUAUGGAUUGUCAGCAAAUUUGCCACUGCUUAAAUGUAACUCCAGGCCGUUAGCAAAUAGCAGUCUCGAAUACUAGUUAUGAUCAUUCGGGAUUCCGAAUAAAAGCUCCUAAAUAAGCAGAAAUGAAUCCCAUGAGAUUAUGAGUUCCUCAGUAUCACCACUAAAGCAGAAAGUAUCUUUUUGUAUUUUUAAAAGCAGUGUAAUUUGUCUUAAA
Messenger RNA from Argentina anserina (silverweed cinquefoil), 947 nucleotides. RefSeq lists its product as uncharacterized. The record is from RefSeq and is a predicted model, not a curated record. Gene Ontology annotation, biological process: rRNA 5'-end processing. The coding region runs from base 88 to 657 and encodes 189 amino acids. Lineage: Eukaryota; Viridiplantae; Streptophyta; Magnoliopsida; Rosales; Rosaceae. The transcript is spliced from 6 exons.